AUGGUGGGUGCAAAUAGAAAAGAUUGCUCAAGGAAGCUUGAUAAUGCACUAUGGCCUUACCGCACUACAUUCAAGACUCCCACAAGUAUGUCACCUUAUCAACCUGUCUUUGGGAAAUCUUUCCAUUUUCUCCUAGAGUUGGAUCAUAAAGCUAUGUGGGCGUUGAAGAAGUUGAAUAUGGAUUGGGAUGCCACAUUAAAGCAAAGAAUGAAUCAAAUUAAAAAGCUUGACGAUUUUUGCCUAAAUGCAUAUGAGAGCGCAACCUUGUACAAAGAGCAAAUAAAGAAGUACCACAACCAAAAUAUUGAAAAGCAAACAUUUGCAUUCAAAGACUUAGUCCUUCUCAAGGAUGAGUUUAUUUCCUGGCAAACCCAAGUCAAAAUGGAUAGGACCACUCCGAGUUAG
Messenger RNA from Solanum dulcamara, 405 nucleotides. RefSeq lists its product as uncharacterized. Lineage: Eukaryota; Viridiplantae; Streptophyta; Magnoliopsida; Solanales; Solanaceae. The record is from RefSeq and is a predicted model, not a curated record. The coding region runs from base 1 to 405 and encodes 134 amino acids. The transcript has a single exon.